GGAGAAAGAAAGGAAAAGAAAAAUCUCAUUGAACCGUUUUGGAAUUUGCAAAUUGAGAAGAAGGAGUAGAAGAAGGUUAAAGAUGACCGUUCGAUGAUCUCUGAUCUACAGUUUCACUCACAAAAACUCCAUUUUUGGAUCCCACUUCCAAUCUCCAUCUCUCUCUACGCCCAUUUUCUUUCUUGGUUUCCGAGCCUUAUUCUCUUAACUUUAAAGCUUUUCUCUUCCCCUACCGUCGCCGUUUUCCUCUUCAACUUCCGUUCAAUCCCAUUACUCAGCCGCCAGGGUUUUGAUUUACGCCCAGUUGAUUUAACGAAGAUGGAUUUUGCUCGAUGUACUGAUGAAUCUAAAGAAUCAGAAAAUUUGUCUACUAAAUGUUGUAGUAAAGUGGAAACUCAGCUGGAGAUUGUUGAACUAAGAGUUCCUAUUGAGCCUUCAACGCCUGAUGCUGAUAGAGAAAGUGGUGAUUUUCCUUCUGAUUCUAAAUCCCCAAUCACUCAGGUUGUGACUAGCAAACCUCUUUUAUUAACUUGUUUAGAUUCUUUAGGUGAAAGAAUUGAAGCCCCUUUAGAGAGUUCUGACUCUUUUGAUCCUCUUUGUAGCCCUCGUACUCCUAAGGAUGGUGUUUUUGACCCCUUUUCCCCUGCCCCUGCUCAUUUGGCUUUAGCUCCUAUCUCUAGAAAGUAUUUUAGUGGCUCUGUUGGCUUUGUUCCUCGCCGUCUUCAAUUUGGUUCUUCUUCUUCUUCAUUGCAAUUAGUGGAAGCUGAAGAAGAACAAUCCAUUUCUGAUAGUGAGCUGUUGGAGGCAGUUUAUGAGAACCUCUUGGAAGUUAUUGUUUCCCAUCAAGCUGAAUCUUCUCUUGCUCAGCCCUCAAGCUCUCAAAGUGAUUCUCCUGAUUGUAAUACACCUCCUACGUCUUUUUUGAGUGGGGUUGCUCAAACUUGUCCUGCUGCGCCCGUUAAGCCCUCGAGAAAGUUGCGCAAUCUCGACAUGGGUUUGUGCAGAAAGCUUGAGUUCUGAAUAUUGGUGCACUUCUAAUUAGCUUCAGAUUAUUGCAUAGAAGAAUGUAGGUAAAGUUAACUCUCGAGAAUGAAUUACUUACUUGCUAAUUUGAACAUCUGACGUUUCUGUACUGAUUGUAUGACUAGCAAAAUCUCCAGUGAAGCAGGCUGAUUAUUGUAAAUUUUGGAAGUCUUCUUUUGAUGAACAAGCUGGUUGGGUUGGAUCAUGGAUGUUUGUCUUGUGAUCUCAUCUCCUCAGUUUGGUUAAGAGUAGGAUUGUUGAAAAUGAUAUUGACUAAUAAACCAAUCCUCUUUGUUACUCUGAUCA
Cucumis melo (muskmelon) is the source of this 1329-nucleotide messenger RNA. RefSeq lists its product as uncharacterized. The coding region runs from base 94 to 1020 and encodes 308 amino acids. Lineage: Eukaryota; Viridiplantae; Streptophyta; Magnoliopsida; Cucurbitales; Cucurbitaceae. The record is from RefSeq and is a predicted model, not a curated record. The transcript is spliced from 2 exons.